UCUCAGUAUCGUAGAAGUGAACGUUGCCCUGGAUUGGCUGUGAAGAGCUGAAUAGCAUGAUUCACAUGCUUAGUAUUCUCCAACAGUCACAAAGAAACUCUGCAACAUUUUUCUCAGAAAGUAUCUGUUUGUUUGUUUGUAUGUAGAAAAAUUCUGUCAAAUGACCGUUGGCAAUACGGUAGUUUUUAUAUAUAGAGAGAGUAUAGCAAAAAGUAGAGAAAUAAUGUAAACCGUUGCCUACAAUUGUCUAAUUAUAGGCAAUUCUUUUGAUAAAGACUUCUAAGUUUGAGUGAUCAGGCACGGGUUUCUGUGCCGUAAAAGUAUACUGUAAUCAUAAAGUCUGAGAUCAAUAUAUGAACUUUGAUUUUUGAGAAAAAAAAGUUGUUUUCUUGAGUAUGGCAGCCAAGAUGUUGUUCAAAGUUGUUUUGAUGUUCAUGGUGGUGAACUGUUUUUCAUGGUUUGGUAGUGGGUGGAGUUUUGAGCGUCAUAAGCAGUCUGCUCUUGAAGAAGUGAAGAAAGAUUAUGAUGAAUGGAUUUCAUGGCAGAUUCUACAGAGAAGUAGCAAUUUGGGUUAUAAUGUGAGGGAUGAGGAUAGGGGGAGUAGUUCAUUAAGUGGACUUGAGAAGAAACUUAGAGAGGCUGAGAAGAAUAAGAGAGUAAUUAUAGUCUGCCCAAGUGGAAGGGGAGAUUUCACAACCAUCAGAGAUGCUGUGCACAGUAUUGAUAUUAAUAAUACAAGGAGAACUGUUGUAUAUAUCAAAGCUGGAAUUUAUAGGGAGAAGAUAUUGGUGCCCAGAGCCAAGCCAUUUGUGACCUUUGUGGGAGAUGAAUCAGAGCAGCCAAUUAUAACAGGCAAUGACACUGCAUCCACUGUAGGAAAGGAUGGCCAGACAAUGAAAACAUUCCACAGUGCUACUGUGGCUGUGAACUCUGAUUACUUUAUAGCUUAUAACAUCAGAUUUGAGAACACAGCUCCUUAUCCAGAAGAAGGAAGUGAGGGAGGGCAAGCAGUUGCUCUGAGAAUCUCUGGCAGCAGGGCAGCCUUCUACAAUUGCAGUUUCUAUGGAACUCAGGAUACCCUGUAUGAUCAUAAGGGCCUGCACUAUUUCAAGAGCUGCUUCAUACAGGGAUCAAUGGACUUUAUCUUUGGUUAUGGAAGGUCACUCUAUGCGAAUUGUCUUAUCCAGUCCAUAGCUAAAGGAGUUGCAGCCCUUACAGCACAAAAGAGAAGCAGAGCCUCAAUGGCUAGUGGCUUCUCCUUCUUAAACUGUAGAAUUACUGGAUCUGGCUUGGUCUAUCUAGGUAGAGCAUGGGGAGACCAUUCCAGGGUGAUAUUUGGCUAUACUUACAUGGAUAGCAUUGUUCUUCCAGAGGGCUGGAAUGACUGGGGAUGUCCAGAAAGAGAAAAGACUGUGUACUAUGCCCAGUAUAAAUGCAGAGGACCUGGAGCAAAUACAACAGGCAGAGUGCAGUGGGGAAGGAUUCUUAGUGCUGAGGAGGCCUCACCUUUCUUCUCCACUUCCUUCAUCAGAGGCACAAAAUGGCUUAUGGGCAACCCAUCCCUAUCCCUUCUCAUACCCCCUCUCAUCUGCUAGUCAAAAUUUCAAUCAAACAAUUCAUUCAUUUCAACUGCAGUCUUCACACUGGAGAUCAGCCCCUGUAUUUAAUGCCUGCAUUAAUUGAAGUGCAGAGCAUCUAGAUCAGUUGCCAGAGAGCCAAUGUAAUAGCUAGUUGUAUCGGUUGCCUUCAUUAAAAAUUUUCCAAAUGUGUAAGGCGAAUGAAGAAAUUUUAAUACGACAAUUAUUUCAUUUCA
This is a messenger RNA of Cryptomeria japonica (Japanese cedar), 1813 nucleotides long. Its product is annotated as probable pectinesterase 53. The transcript has 5 exons. Gene Ontology annotation, biological process: cell wall modification. Lineage: Eukaryota; Viridiplantae; Streptophyta; Pinopsida; Cupressales; Cupressaceae. The coding region runs from base 396 to 1595 and encodes 399 amino acids. The record is from RefSeq and is a predicted model, not a curated record. Gene Ontology annotation, molecular function: pectinesterase activity.